AUGCCUCCAAAGAAGAAGGAAGAGGAAAAGGGUACUGCUAAAAUUACGACGUUUUUUACAUUGAAGAAAAAAGGUUCUAGUAAUGACAGUAGCAACAACACCAACAACACAAAUUCAUCAUCAUCAACAUCUCCGAGUGUCAAACUUAAGAGUACUUCUUCUUCCGAAGAUUCCAAAAAUAAGCGAAAGAGAGAUUCCAAAAGUAAUUCCAUUGAUUUUGAAUUAUCUUCAGAUGACGACGAAGAAGAUGUGAAACUUUCCAAGACAACAACACCUACCAAACAACAAUCCACUCCAACCAAGAAAUCGACCAAACAGUCCGCAGCAUCAACAACUGUGCAACCUCAUGAACUUAGUGAAGAUAGUGAUUUGGAUUCAAAAAAAAAGGAAACUAAAACGACAACUCCAACAAGACCCAAUACUCGAUCACAAAGUAAGGCAAUGACACCAGAAAAGAAAUCUUCUACUCCUGUCAAGACCUCAUCUUCGAAUUCAGAAAAGAAAACCAAAUCACCUGCAAAAACCACUCCAACGAAACAAUCUACAAAAAAGUCCAAAGUCAUUGCCGAUGAUGAAGACGAUGAAGACGAUGAUAAGGAUGAUGAUUUUAAUGAAGAUAUUGAAGAAACAAUUCCAUCCAGCAAGAAACGAAAGAUGACAGUCCCUACUCCAGAAAAAAAGAAGAAGAGCUUUUUUGACAAGAGUGCUCACGAAAACAAAACUCGAGCUAAAAAUCCAGGAUGUAAACAAGUACCAAAAGGAAAACCCAUGUUUUUGGAAAAGAAGGCAUUUGUGAUUACAGGUCAAAUGGAAUCCUUAGAUAGAGAAGAAUUGGAAGAUCUUAUCAAACAAUAUGGAGGUUUUGUUCGUACCAAUGUUUCUGGAAAAACUGAUUAUGUUAUUGUGGGAGAUGAUCCUGGCGAAAGUAAAAUGAAGAAAGCAAGAGAAUGUAAAACCAAACAAAUAUCAGAGGAUGACUUUCUUGAAAUGAUCAGAAAAUCAAAUCCUGAUGGAAAAUAUGAUGAAGAUGGAGAUGUUGCAAUGCAAGAUGCAAAGCCAUCUCCAAGGGCGAAAUCUGAAAAGGUGACAAAAAGUAGCAAACCUAAAACUUCUGACAAUGCACUCAGUAGUGUUGUGCAAGUUUCUAAGGAAGUGGUUAAGGCACGCAACGGUGACAAUGAUCAACUCUGGGUUGAAAAAUAUAAACCCGACACUUCACAACAAAUUAUUGGUCACAAGCAAGAAUUUAACACACUCUUAGAUUGGCUCAAGAAUUGGCAUGAAAAUUAUGAAAAAGAAAGUAACAAGGCUGCUGAAACAAAAGGUAGAAAGAAAGCAGCAUCAUCCGAUUGGAAGAGAGCUGCCUUCCUCUCAGGACCUCCAGGAAUUGGUAAAUCGACCACAGCUGCCAUUGUUGCGCGAGAGGCCGGAUUUACUCAUAUUAUUGAAAUGAACGCCAGUGAUGCUCGAUCGAAGAAGGCCAUGAAAGAAGAAGUUGUGGAAAUUUGUCUUUCAAAAAGCAUUAAGGACUUUUUCGGAAAACCCAAGACAAGCAGUAGUAGCGACAAGAAGAAGCAAACCAUUCUCAUUAUGGAUGAAGUGGAUGGAAUGUCGAGCGGAGAUCGAGGAGGUGUUGCAGAGCUCGUUCAAAUUAUCAAGCAAACACGUGUUCCAAUUAUUUGCAUUGCCAAUGAUAGAUCCAAACCAAAUUUAAAAACACUCAUUGCCAAUUGUUUGGAUGUAAAAUUCAGUCGACCAAACAAGGCAACCAUUGCAAAACGAAUUUUAGAAAUUUGCAAACAAGAGAAAUUGAGUAUUGACUUUAAUGCAGUGGAAUAUUUAGUUGAAUCUCUCAAUAACGACAUUCGAAGUGUGUUAAAUAAUCUUCAAUUGAUUAACAGAUACAGUACAAAAGAUCACAUUGCUUACAAGGAUGCCAAAGAAAAUGACGUGACAAAAACGAGUACUACCGAUGGAAUUUUCGAUGUGGUACGAGAUGUCUUUGCUCCAAGCAACAAAACUUACAAUGAGCGCUUAGAGGACUAUCAUUUCGAUUCAAUGCUAGUGCCACUUUUUGUAGAACAAAAUUACAUUAACAUUCGACCCUCUGGCGUUUCAGACAAGGAACGAAUGGAUCGAAUUGCUCUUUCUUCCGAUUCCAUCUCAAUGGGAGACGUUGUUGGUGCGAAAAUGUUUAGAAAUAUGCAAUUUGGAAAUAUGAAUACUCAUGCCUUUUACAGUACUUUAUAUCCAGCUUAUUUUGUGAGAGGAUCUUUCCAAUCCUUACGUGCCUAUGAUCGAUAUUUCCAAUUCCCAAUGGUUUUAGGUAAAGGAAGUACGACCACAAAGAACUAUAAUCUAUUAAGGGCCAUUCAAAAAUCAACUUCUCUGAAAGCAAGUGCAGACACUAAGGAAAUGUUGGAUUAUUUACCUCUUCUCUCUAAAACUUUAUUAACACCAUUAUUAGAAGGAGGAAAAGACAAUGUCGAUGAAACCAUUGAAGCCAUGGAUGAAUAUCAAAUUUCCAGAGAUGAAUUAGAAUUUAUGUGUGAAUUGACAACCUUUAAAGGUAAAAAUGUUUCUGACACUCACAAGGAUUGGUUUUCACAAGUGGACUCGAAAACCAAAACAGCACUCACCAAACAAUACAAUAAGGUUCACAAGGGAUUCAAUAAGGUCACUGCUGCCAUGGCAAGUCAUUCUGAAAAGGACGAUGAAGAGUUGAAUUCGGGUGAUGAAGACGAAGAAGAUGAUAUUCAACUUGAUAAAUUUGUGAGCAAGAUGAAGAGUAUUAACAAGUUAGAAUCAUUUGAAAAGAAACGAGAAAAGGCAGAUAAAAAGAAGGAGAAAGCAAGUAGUAGUGGCAGUACUAAAAAAACGUCUUCGACACGAAAAGAAACCAACAAGAAGAAGAAGUAA
Messenger RNA from Naegleria lovaniensis, 2919 nucleotides. RefSeq lists its product as uncharacterized. Gene Ontology annotation, molecular function: DNA binding; ATP hydrolysis activity; ATP binding. Lineage: Eukaryota; Heterolobosea; Eutetramitea; Acrasida; Naegleriidae. Gene Ontology annotation, biological process: DNA replication; DNA repair. Gene Ontology annotation, cellular component: nucleus; DNA replication factor C complex. The transcript has 4 exons. The record is from RefSeq and is a predicted model, not a curated record. The coding region runs from base 1 to 2919 and encodes 972 amino acids.